AUGUCACCGGACUCUGAAGACAGGUACGAACUGGUGCGGACCCUCCGUCACUAUCGCCGUCGACGCCACCGCUCCUCCGACAGCAGCACCACUGACUCCCAGUGCUCCUGCGAGUCAUGCGCCUCUCAGAGCAACACGUCCUUCUUUGGCAGCGAGGAGGGGCCACCGGGAGGCGAGGCCACCAUCUACCGCCAAGCUGUUUUAUGGCUGGAGAGCAUUAAAUACCUGUGGGGUCUGUUUAUCUACGGGAUGCUGGCCUUCGCUACCCUGUUCACCGAUCGGGAACAAGAUGCUGACAUGGGCCUAAGUAUGGUAGAUCAAGCACAUGAGUAUGGUGUGUUU
This is a messenger RNA of Homarus americanus (American lobster), 342 nucleotides long. RefSeq lists its product as uncharacterized. The transcript is spliced from 2 exons. The record is from RefSeq and is a predicted model, not a curated record. The annotation marks the transcript as partial. Lineage: Eukaryota; Metazoa; Arthropoda; Malacostraca; Decapoda; Nephropidae.